This is a messenger RNA of Pochonia chlamydosporia 170, 753 nucleotides long. RefSeq names its product metal dependent phosphohydrolase. The transcript has a single exon. Bases 1 to 753 code for a protein of 250 amino acids. Lineage: Eukaryota; Fungi; Ascomycota; Sordariomycetes; Hypocreales; Clavicipitaceae. The record is from RefSeq and is a predicted model, not a curated record.
AUGCAAUCCUCAACCUUUCCAUCGUUCCCAAUCUCACAGAUUGAAAUUCCUUCGACUCCUCUAGUCAAAGCCGCUCUCGAGUACACCAAGGGCAUCACCAACGCGCAAACUGUCAACCAUUGUCUGCGCAGCACAUCAUUUGCUCUGUUGCUCAUCCGUAAAUUUGAGCCUCUUAACACGGGAGAUGUUGAUACGGAGGCGGUUGUACUGUCAACAUUGCUCCACGACCUCGGAUGGUCCUCGGACUAUACAAAAAUAUCCAAAGACCGACGUUUCGAAGUCGAUGGGGCCAUCAUGGCCCGUAACUACAUCAGCUGUUCCCCGGAUGCAGAAGUCAGUAAAUGGGACAAACGCCGACUGCAGGUAGUCUGGGAUGCUAUUGCCUUGCAUUCGUCCCCGUCCAUCGCUGCAUACAAGGAACCCGAGGUCUGGGCCACUCAGCUUGGUAUAUCCGCUGAUUUCUUUGGCCCCAACCUAUCCUUAGCCGGCAGUCCCAUUACUCCAGAAGAGUAUAAAGAAAUCGUGGCUGCUUUCCCACGAGCCGGCUUCAAAAAUGCUUUUAUUGACAUGAUGUGCGGUCUGUGCAAGUACAAGCCAGAUACUACAUAUGAUAAUUUUGUUGGCCAGAUUGGGAAACAGCAUGGACUCGAUGGCAAGGGCAACGGCAAAGACGAGUUUGCAAAGAAAUUCGAAGAGAAUCAAGCUUAUUUCGGGUUGAUGGGCGGUCUAGAGGGGCUCGGGCAAUUUGAGUGA